GUGUAUGCUAAUAAUGCAGCCCAAUGGGGGGGCACAAGCCAGUGCAAACUGUAGGCUGGUCCCAAGCCCGGAUAAAUGCAGAGGGUUGCGUCAGGAAGGGCAUCCAGCUUAAAACUUUGCCAAACAGAUAUGAGCAUUCAUCCAAAAUGAGAGAAAUGGAGUCGGGGUUAUUUUAAAAGAAGAGUUGGCUAAGAAUGUCUUGGAGGUGAAAAGAGUAUCAGAUCGAGUGACGAGGCUGAAACUUGAAAUUGAGGGUGUUAUGUAUAAUGUGAUUAGUGGCUAUGCCACACAGGCACGAUGUGAGACCUAGGGGUGAAAGAGAAAUUCUGAAAGGAGCUAGGUGAAGUAGUUCUGAGCAUCCCAGACAGAGCGAGAGUCAUGAUUGGUGCAGAUUGUAAUGGACAUGUUGGUGAAGGAAAUAGGGGUGAUGAAGAAGUGAUGGGUAAGUACGGCAUGCAGGAACGGAACUUGGAGGGACAGAUGGUGGUAGACUUUGCAAAAAGGAUGCAAAUAGCUGUAGUGAACACUUUUUUCCAGAAGAGGCAGGAACAUAGGGUGACCUACAAGAGCGGAAGUAGAAGCACGCAGGUGGAUUACAUCCUGUGCAGACGAUGUAAUCUGAAGGAGGUUACUGACUGUAAGGUUGUGGUAGGGUAGAGAGUGGCUAGACAGCAUAGGAUGGUGGUGUGUAAGAUGACUCUGGUGGUAGGGAGGAAGAAUAGGAAGACAAAGCAGAGCAGAGAACCAUGAGGUGGAAGCUGAGACAGGAAGAGUGUUGUGCGGCUUUUCUGGAAGAGGUCAGACAGGCUCCCGGUGGACAGGAGGAACUUCCAGAAGGCUGGACCACUACAGCCAAGAUCACAGCGGAGAGUGCCAAGUUGCUGGAAAAUCAUCAUCACCACAGUGACAAGAUUGUGAAAGAUAGAGCGAGCACAAUUCACACCGACAAGAAAACUAAUAACACAGCAGGAGUCACAUCACAUAUACGUAUGGCGAGCUCAGGCGAGUGGAACAGUAUGUAUCAUGAAUGCAUGGUGGACGAGGACUGUGGUGAACUGAAGUAUUGUUUGUAUGGGAUUGACAGCUCCAAAUGCCUGCCCUGCAUACCAACUGACAUGCCCUGCACAAAGAAUGAGGAGUGUUGCCCAAGCCAGAUGUGUGUUUGGGGCCAGUGUACAGUCAAUGCCACUGAGGGAACAGAGGGAACAAUCUGUCAGGGUCAGAAUGACUGCAAACUGGACCUCUGCUGUGCCUUCCAACGAGAGCUUUUAUUUCCUGUGUGCAACCCCAAACCGGGAAAGGGGGAGGCCUGCCUGAACCAACCUAACCUAUUAAUGGACAUGCUUGCCUGGGACCAGGAGGGUCCUCGCGACUACUGCCCCUGUACCAAUGACCUGCAGUGCCAAUCUCACGGACGUGGAUCUGUUUGUGGACAGUAGCACCAGAAGUAGGGAUCCAGUAACUAAAAUAAAUAACCUUGCCUGAAGCUGUGGUGAAGUCGUGAUUGAUGAUUGACCAAAGAACAGCCCAUCUGCUGCGGCUUUCUGUUUUUCAAAAAUCCUAGUGUUGCAAGGAGUUGCACUGUUUCUUUAUAUGUGUAUUAUUUGUAAUAAAAGAUAC
Molecule: messenger RNA, 1620 nt
Organism: Phycodurus eques (leafy seadragon)
Lineage: Eukaryota; Metazoa; Chordata; Actinopteri; Syngnathiformes; Syngnathidae
Gene: dkk3b
Product: dickkopf WNT signaling pathway inhibitor 3b
Exons: 7
Coding region: 747-1439 (230 amino acids)
Biological process (GO): negative regulation of canonical Wnt signaling pathway; multicellular organism development
Cellular component (GO): extracellular region
Molecular function (GO): receptor antagonist activity; co-receptor binding
Source: RefSeq, a predicted model, not a curated record